Messenger RNA from Patiria miniata (bat star), 1265 nucleotides. RefSeq names its product glutamine amidotransferase-like class 1 domain-containing protein 1 (gene gatd1). The coding region runs from base 189 to 860 and encodes 223 amino acids. NCBI's taxonomy places the organism in Eukaryota, Metazoa, Echinodermata, Asteroidea, Valvatida, Asterinidae. The record is from RefSeq and is a predicted model, not a curated record. The transcript has 8 exons.
GAAUCUGUUAGUCUGGAAACUUGACUUAGGCGCUUAGGACAUGUUGUAUUACUAGGCCGAUACGCUAGCCUACAUGCAUGACAUGGGUCAUGUCCUAGCCCUAUGCAAACUUUGCAAAGGAUCGGAAUACUUUAGCUAAGGUUUGUCAAGGGUUGCGAAUUAGAUCAACUGACUCGAGGCUGGGCUAUAUGGCGGCCCCUGGAAAGUCUAGCUGCCUGUUGGUUGUCAGUGCCAAAGAUGGUGUUCCAGCACAGUCAUUCAUUCAUGCAUUCACACUCUGCCACUCGGCAUUCAGUCUACAACUUGCAUCACCAGAUAGAAAGCCAAUUGAUUUCAUAGAGCAAGAUGAAAGUAGCAAAAGAUGGCUGAGUGAAUUCAAAACCAAACCGUUUUCCACACCUGUCAGAUUAGACACCAUAGACGCAUCUCGUUACGCAGCUCUUCUAGUGGUAGAUUCCCCUGGUGCUCUUCAUGACCUGGCUCAUGACAAGGAUCUUGCACAGAUCCUGCAUCACUUCAAAGCAGAAGCAAAGCCUGUGUGUGCUAUUGGUAUGGGCGUUGCUGCAUUGUGUUGUGACAGAGAUCAAACUGGUGCUAAGUGGGCCUACUGUGGCUUCUCAAUGACUGCGCCAUCAGUGUAUGAGCUUGCCCGGUCCCCUACCUUCUCAAGUUUACCAAUCAUUCCAGAAGAUUUCAUCAAGGACAACGGAGCUAUAUACAGUGCUAGUGAAGUUGAUGCCGUACAUGUAGUAGUGGACAGGCAUUUGAUAACCGGUCAAAAUGAAGCAUCAACAUUAACCGCUGUACAAAACCUCAUCUUGCUGUGCAACGCAAAAUCCAGCAAAGCAACACUGAAGUAAGUUACAGGUGUGUGCAAGGAAGUGAUUCAUUCUAUUGGAGAGACAACAUGCAGCAGAAUUGUCAGCAUGUUGAAUGGAGUCUCAACAUGCUCAAGUAAGCUUGUUGAAACCAUUCUACACCAGCAACCUCUGGUAUGAAGACCUUUGCAAAUGAGAAUUUCAUACGAGGCAAAGCAGUGAGAUACAAAAGCACAGUGUCAUUGUGCUUAUUCUACAAGCAUGUUGUCAUGCCUUGGUAUGAAGAUGGCAACUCUGAAAGAUUUGUUUUGAUAAAAUAACAAAGUUGGGGGGGGGGGUCGGGUUAAUGUGUACUGUGUAUGAUGUGUAUUUUGUAAACUUUGUUAACUCAAGUGUAAUUUUUCUGUUAAAUGACUUUUCAGUCUGUACGUAGUACACUGAAUCUAA